Messenger RNA from Aspergillus ibericus CBS 121593, 316 nucleotides. RefSeq lists its product as uncharacterized. Lineage: Eukaryota; Fungi; Ascomycota; Eurotiomycetes; Eurotiales; Aspergillaceae. The transcript has a single exon. The coding region runs from base 42 to 215 and encodes 57 amino acids. The record is from RefSeq and is a predicted model, not a curated record.
CCAGUGGCACUUCUCUUCCGUACUUAAGCAGUCUCAUCGGAAUGACUUCGCUUUAUCCCUCCCCCACGGGAUUUGGUACUGAACUGAGACUCCUGCGGGCGGCCGUCUUGUCUUGUCCCGUAAUAUUCUCGUCGAUGGGGCGCCUAGUCCUCAUCGGUCGGUCUGGCCUCAUGCCGACCCAUCUUUCCCCUCGCAGCCCGAAUUCCGUGGGAUGACAUGGAAAUGAAUCUUGACUUUUUGCAUGCGGUUACACCCACUAGGAGCCGGCUCCUCCAAUCCGGUGCGUUUGCUGUCGAGUUAAGCUCCACUUUGCCCA